Vitis vinifera (wine grape) is the source of this 4042-nucleotide messenger RNA. RefSeq names its product ABC transporter B family member 9. The record is from RefSeq and is a predicted model, not a curated record. The transcript is spliced from 13 exons. Lineage: Eukaryota; Viridiplantae; Streptophyta; Magnoliopsida; Vitales; Vitaceae. Gene Ontology annotation, biological process: transmembrane transport. Gene Ontology annotation, cellular component: membrane. Gene Ontology annotation, molecular function: ABC-type transporter activity; ATP hydrolysis activity; ATP binding.
AUGAAUGGAGAGGGAGGAGAAACCAGCAAAAGAGAUGAGAUCAGUCAGCAGAAGGUUGCAUUCUACAGACUCUUCUCAUUUGCAGAUGGUUUGGACAUAGUGUUGAUGACUGUUGGCACCUUGGGUGCAAUCGCAGAUGGGUUUACGCAGCCGCUCAUGACGCUAAUGAUGGGUCGUGCCAUCCACUCCUUUGCAACCUCGGAUCCUUCUCAUGUUGUUCAUCAAGUAUCAAAGGUGAGCCUGAUGUUCUUGUACUUGGCUGCUGGUUCGGGCUUGGCAGCAUUCAUACUGUGUAUUUUGGUCACAGAGUCUUCGAGUUGGAGGGUGACUGGAGCUAGACAGGCAAAUAGCAUCCGAAGUCUCUACUUGAAAACAAUAUUAAGACAGGACAUUGAAUUCUUUGACACUGAAACUACCGCUGGAGAGGUCAUAGGGAGGUUGUCUGGAGACACUAUUCUCAUUGAGGAUGCCAUGGGGGAAAAGGUUGGAAAGUUCUUACAAAAUAUGUCAACUUUUGUUGCUGGUUUUACGAUUGCCUUCUUAAAAGGGUGGCGACUCGUCCUAGUUUUGCUUCCAACAAUUCCUCUUGUUGUCAUGGCUGGAGCAACAAUGGCAAUGAUGAUGUCAAAAAUGUCGAGUCAUGGACAAGUUGCAUAUGCAGAAGCCGGAGCUGUAGUAGAAGAAACGGUAGGAGCCAUCAGAACAGUGGCAUCCUUCACUGGGGAGAAGCACGCCAUAGAAAAUUAUAACAAGAAGCUCAAAGUGGCCUACACCUCUACUGUUCAACAAGGGCUGGCCUCAGGCUUUGCAGUUGGAGCGGUUGUGAGGAGGGAUACAAUGGUGGAACUGUCGUCAACGUCUUGCUCUCUCUCAUGGUUGGAGGAUCAUGGUCUCCGGUAUAGGUCAUUGGGCCAGGCAUCCCCAUGUCUAAGUGCUUUUACAGCAGGGCAGGCAGCAGCAUAUAAGAUGUUUGAGACAAUCAAACGGAAACCAAAAAUUGAUACCUAUGAUACAAGUGGGAUUGUAUUGGAAGAAAUCAGGGGAGAAAUUGAACUCAAAGAUGUGUACUUCAAAUACCCAUCAAGGCCAGACGUGCAGAUAUUUGGUGGUUUCUCAUUGCACAUUCCAAGUAGAACAACUGCAGCUCUAGUUGGGCAGAGUGGAAGUGGGAAGUCGACAGUAAUCAGCCUGUUGGAAAGAUUCUAUGAUCCCGAAGCCGGUGAAGUACUGAUUGAUGGUGUUAAUCUAAAGAAACUAAAUAUCAGAUCUAUAAGGGAGAAAAUUGGGCUAGUCAGUCAGGAACCUAUCUUGUUUGCAGGUACCAUAAAGGAGAACAUAUCAUAUGGUAAGAAAGAUGCAACCAAUGAAGAGAUCAGAGCAGCAAUUGAGCUUUCUAAUUCUGCAAGAUUCAUCAACAAGCUACAAAGGGGGCUGGACACAAUGGUGGGUGAACAUGGAACGCAGUUAUCUGGAGGACAGAAGCAAAGAAUUGCAAUUGCAAGAGCCAUUUUGAAGAAUCCAAGAAUCCUUCUCCUCGAUGAAGCAACAAGCGCACUGGAUGCUCAGUCAGAAAGAAUUGUCCAAGAUGCCCUAUUAAACAUCAUGGCCGACCGGACAACUGUAGUCGUAGCUCAUCGUUUAACAACUAUCAGGAAUGCAGAUGUCAUAGCAGUGGUGCAUCAAGGGAAAAUUGUGGAGCAAGGAACUCAUGUGGAGUUGAUCAGAGAUCCCAAUGGGGCUUACUCCCAGCUGGUUCGCCUCCAAGAAGGAACCAAUCAAGCUGCAGAUGCUCAAAAGGUGGAUAAGAUUUGUGAAAGAGAGAAUACCCAAAAGAGGUCCAGAACACGUAGUUUGUCCUAUAAAUCCGUGAGCAUGGAUUCAUCAAGUAGCCACCACUCCUAUUCACUUAGCUUUGGCCUCCCUGUUCCAAUUGGUAUGGAUGAGAUCGAAGUGGGCAGGGAGGAGACUACUCAACAAGGUGAGGCAGAAAAUGAGAAAAGCCCUAAAGUUCCACUGAGACGAUUGGCCUAUCUGAACAAGCCUGAAGUGCCAGUUCUGCUGCUUGGAACCAUUGCAGCUGCCGUACAUGGUCUAGUCUUCCCCAUGUUUGCAUUCUUACUUUCAACAGCUGUUAAAAUUUUCUAUGAACCUCCCAACCAGCUACAAAAAGAUUCCAAGUUUUGGGCACUCUUUUUUGUGGGUCUGGGUGUGCUGGCUCUGAUAGUUGGUCCACUGCAAAAUUUUCUCUUUGGAGUUGCAGGUGGUAAGUUGAUAGAACGAAUUCGUUCUUUGUCAUUCGAAAAGGUUGUGCAUCAAGAAAUCACUUGGUUUGAUCACCCAGGAAAUUCAAGGUGUGUUAAACAAAAACUCAUAAGCAAUGGUGCAGUUGGUGCGAGGCUAUCCACCGAUGCUUCAACAGUGCGAGGUCUCGUGGGUGAUGCAUUGGCCCUACUUGUCCAGAACUUAACAACAAUCAUAGUAGGACUCAUCAUAUCAUUCACAGCAAACUGGAUCUUGGCACUAAUAAUUCUAGGUGUGAUGCCAUUGCUAGGUUUUGAAGGAUUCGUUCAGGGGAAAUUUCUAAAGGGAUUCAGUGCAGAAGCCAAGGUGAUGUAUGAAGAAGCAAGUCAUAUUGUCAAUGAGGCUCUUGGCAGCAUCAGAACUGUUGCAUCAUUUUGUGCAGAAGAGAAGGUGAUGGAAAUGUAUGAACAAAAAUGUGAGGCCACCGUGAAGCAGGGAAUUAGGAUAGGACUUGUGAGUGGUAUAGGGUUUGGGUCAUCUGCCCUCGCACUCCACUGCACAAAUGCGCUUGUUUUCUAUAUUGGAGCUAUUCUUGUGGAACAUGGGAAGGCGACUUUCCCACAACUUUUCAAGGUAGCUUUUGAGUCAAACUGUUUGUAGGUUUUCUUUGCUUUGACAAUUUCAGCAGUUGGACUUUCCCACGCUAGUGCCAUGGCUCCUGAAACCACCAAAGCUAAGGAUUCAGCUGCUUCCAUAUUUCACCUUCUUGACAGCAAGCCCAAGAUUGAUUCAAGCAUCAAGGAGGGCACAACCCUAUCAACUGUGAAGGGUGACAUUGAGUUGCAGCAUGUCAGCUUCAAAUAUCCAACAAGGCCAGAUGUUCAAAUUUUCAGAGACUUGUGCUUCAGCAUCCCCUCCGGGAAGGCUGUUGCUCUAGUUGGAGAGAGUGGAAGUGGGAAGUCAACAGUGAUCAGCCUAAUAGAGAGGUUCUAUAAUCCUGAUUCCGGGGCUAUAUUGUUGGAUGGAAUGGAAAUCCACAAGUUCAAACUAAGCUGGCUGAGACAACAGAUGGGGUUGGUAGGUCAAGAGCCUAUACUUUUCAAUGAGACAAUUCGAGCCAACAUAGCUUAUGGUAAACAGGGAAAUGCUUCUGAAGACGAGAUCAUUGCAGCCACAAGAACCGCAAAUGCCCAUGACUUCAUAUCUGCAUUACCCCAGGGCUAUGAAACCACAGUUGGGGAACGAGGGAUGCAGUUGUCAGGAGGGCAGAAGCAGAGGAUAGCCAUUGCAAGGGCAAUCAUAAAGGACCCAAAGAUCCUUUUGCUUGAUGAGGCAACCAGUGCACUAGAUGCAGAGUCAGAGCGUGUAGUACAAGAAGCAUUAGAUAGAGUGAUGGUGCAUAGAACAACUGUUGUCGUGGCUCACUGCCUUACCACCAUCAGGGGAGCUGAUAUGAUCGCAGUGGUGAAGAAUGGUGUGAUUGCCGAGAUGGGAAGACAUGAUAAACUGAUGAAGAUAGCUGAUGGGGCUUAUGCAUCAAUGGUAGCACUUCACAUGAGUUCAUCCAAAGGGGAAGAGCAAGAGUAAAUGAUAACUCCAAGGAAAAUUCUAGGGUACCUCCUUCGCUACCGUACCAAAAAGUUUUCAAUCACUUUUCAGUACCAUAGAAUGACCCUAACUCCAAUACUGCAUUCAACUCAGUUUUCUCCAAAAAACGGAGUACUAAAGUGACGUCGGCAACAAGUAAACCAGCAAGGUUUUAUAUAGGGCCUCACAUAUGCAAAGUUGUGAUAUUUAGAAC